Molecule: messenger RNA, 7628 nt
Organism: Canis lupus familiaris (dog)
Lineage: Eukaryota; Metazoa; Chordata; Mammalia; Carnivora; Canidae
Gene: DIS3
Product: DIS3 homolog, exosome endoribonuclease and 3'-5' exoribonuclease
Exons: 21
Coding region: 902-3778 (958 amino acids)
Biological process (GO): rRNA catabolic process
Cellular component (GO): nuclear exosome (RNase complex); cytoplasmic exosome (RNase complex)
Molecular function (GO): RNA binding; 3'-5'-RNA exonuclease activity; endonuclease activity
Source: RefSeq, a predicted model, not a curated record
GCUCAAGGGUCUUCUAAAACGGGAAACCGUGAAAUAGGCACAUUUUAAUAGACUUCCAGAGAGAAUGACAACAAGAAAAGAGAAGACCGAGCCCUCUAAGUGGCCCUUGGUCACCCUUUCACAACAAUGGUUAGCAGUUCUCUUGUUUUAAUACGACAGGUGUGCGGAGGGGAAAUCCCUCCUUUCAGAGGGAAAAGGGUAGAGAAAGGUGAAAUCAGAGAGAGGCAACAUCUGGAUGCCAAAGGAUCAGCGGCUGGGACAAGCCCACACACACACAGGCGGAGAGAAGAAGAAAAGCCCAACUCGGCGGCGCAGGAGGAGGAGUCCCUUGGUCCGCGCGGCAAAGGGAUAGCCGCGAGCUACCUCGAAAGCUUCAACGACACCACGUGUGCGGCUGGGCCAGCCACCACCACCAUCGCCUCUUCAAGGAGCUGAAAAGCGUCUCCAAACAGAAGCCCAGGAUGCAGCUCCUCUAGAAGGAAUCUCAGAUCGGGGACCGUUAUUACGACCCGUAACCAAGACAACCACUUCCGCGCCCGUAAAGGACGGAGGAAGCGGCUGCGCGCUUGCGCCCAAGCCGCCGGAACUCAGCCCGGAUCCACCCCCAACGCGAGGAGCAAUGCAGGCUGGGAUCUGUAGUCCAGAGGCAAGCCCCGCCCGGGUCCUGGAGGGAAAUAACUCCGGGCUCCGCCCAUCCUCCUCGUAGUCACCCAAUCCUCGCAGCCCUCAGAGAGCCAACGAACGUCAGCCUCGACGUUUUCCCGCGAGAAGUGUUUACUAAUACCCUGGAGCGGGAAGGGGUGAACCUCGGGGUAGAGGAUAGUUGUACUGCGGGCCUGCUCCUGGGCACUUUUCACCGGAAGAGCGCGACCGGGGUCGGGGUACCGCGCUGCGGAGCAAGAUGCUCAAGUCCAAGACUUUCUUAAAAAAGACGCGGGCGGGCGGCGUGAUGAAGAUCGUGCGCGAGCAUUACCUGCGGGACGACAUCGGCUGCGGCGCGCCCGGGUGCGCUGCGUGCGGGGGUGCGCACGAGGGGCCGGUCCUCGAGCCGCAGCCCCUGGACCCGGCGAGCAGCCUGUGUCCCCGGCCGCACUACUUGCUUCCCGACACCAACGUGCUGUUGCAUCAGAUCGAUGUCCUUGAGGACCCUGCCAUCAGAAAUGUGAUUGUCCUGCAGACAGUUCUGCAAGAAGUGAGGAAUCGGAGUGCUCCAGUAUAUAAACGGAUCAGAGAUGUGACUAAUAACCAGGAGAAGCAUUUCUAUACCUUCACUAAUGAGCACCAUAGAGAAACUUAUGUAGAACAAGAACAGGGAGAAAAUGCUAAUGACAGGAAUGAUAGAGCCAUUCGAGUAGCAGCAAAAUGGUACAAUGAACAUUUGAAGAAAAUGUCAGCAGAGAAUCAUCUACAAGUUAUCUUCAUAACAAAUGACAGAAAAAACAAAGAAAAAGCCAUAGAAGAAGGAAUACCAGCUUUCACCUGUGAAGAGUAUGUAAAGAGCCUAACUGCUAACCCGGAACUCAUAGAUCGUCUUGCUUGUUUGUCUGAAGAAGGGAAUGAAAUAGAGAAUGGAAGAAUAAUAUUUUCAGAGCAUCUUCCUUUAAGUAAGCUACAACAAGGCAUAAAAUCUGGUACAUACCUUCAAGGAACAUUUAGAGCCAGCAGGGAAAAUUACUUAGAAGCUACAGUAUGGGUUCAUGGAGACACUGAAGAAGAUAAAGAGAUAAUCUUACAGGGACUUAAACAUUUAAACCGAGCUGUUCAUGAAGAUAUUGUGGCUAUAGAACUUCUUCCCAAGAAUCAGUGGGUGGCACCAUCUUCUGUGGUUUUACACGAUGAAGGUCAAAAUGAAGAUGAUGUGGAAAAAGAAGAGGAGAGAGAACGCAUUCUUAAGACUGCUGUAAGUGAAAAAAUGUUAAAGCCUACGGGUAGAGUUGUAGGAAUAAUAAAAAGAAAUUGGAGACCGUAUUGUGGCAUGCUUUCCAAGUCUGAUAUUAAAGAGUCAAGAAGACAUCUCUUUACCCCUGCUGAUAGGAGAAUCCCUAGAAUUCGAAUAGAAACCAGACAGGCAUCUGCAUUAGAAGGACGGAGGAUUAUUGUUGCUAUUGAUGGUUGGCCCAGAAAUUCUAGAUAUCCAAACGGACACUUUGUAAAAAACUUGGGUGAAGUUGGAGAGAAAGAGACUGAAACAGAAGUUUUGUUGCUUGAGCACGAUGUUCCCCAUCAGCCAUUCUCACAGGCUGUUCUUAGCUUUCUUCCAAAGAUGCCCUGGAGCAUUACUGAAAAGGACAUGAAAAACCGAGAAGACCUGAGACAUCUGUGUGUUUGUAGUGUGGACCCACCAGGCUGUACGGAUAUAGAUGAUGCUCUACAUUGUAGAGAACUUGAAAAUGGAAACUUGGAGGUUGGUGUUCAUAUUGCAGAUGUUAGCCAUUUUAUUAGGCCAGGAAAUGCUUUGGAUCAAGAGUCAGCCAGAAGGGGAACAACUGUGUAUCUUUGUGAAAAGAGGAUCGACAUGGUUCCAGAGCUGCUUAGCUCUAAUUUAUGUUCCUUAAGAUGUAAUGUUGACAGGUUGGCAUUUUCAUGUAUUUGGGAAAUGAAUCACGAUGCUGAAAUCUUAAAAGUGAGGUUUACCAAAAGUGUCAUUAAUUCAAAGGCUUCCCUUACAUAUGCUGAAGCUCAGAUGAGAAUUGAUUCUGCAGCCAUGAAUGAUGAUAUUACCACUAGUCUCCGUGGACUAAAUAAGCUAGCUAAAAUUUUGAAAAAAAGAAGAAUCGAAAAAGGGGCUUUGACUCUUUCUUCUCCAGAAGUUCGAUUCCACAUGGACAGUGAAACUCAUGAUCCUAUAGAUUUGCAGACCAAGGAACUCAGAGAAACAAAUUCCAUGGUGGAAGAAUUUAUGUUACUUGCCAAUAUCUCUGUUGCAAAAAAAAUUCAUGAAGAAUUCUCAGAACAUGCCCUGCUUCGAAAACACCCUGCUCCUCCUCCAUCAAAUUAUGAAAUUCUUGUUAAGGCAGCUAAAUCCAAGAAUUUGGAAAUUAAAACUGAUACAGCCAAAUCCUUGGCUGACUCUUUGGACCGGGCGGAUUCCCCGACUUUCCCAUAUCUCAACACUCUCUUAAGGAUAUUAGCCACUCGCUGUAUGAUGCAGGCUGUGUACUUCUGCUCUGGAAUGGAUAAUGAUUUUCAUCAUUAUGGCUUAGCAUCUCCAAUAUACACACAUUUUACUUCACCCAUUAGAAGAUAUGCAGACAUCAUCGUCCAUCGGUUGUUGGCUGUGGCUAUUGGCGCUGACUGUACUUAUCCAGAGUUGACAGACAAACACAAGCUUGCAGAUUUAUGUAAAAAUCUCAAUUUCCGGCACAAAAUGGCUCAGUAUGCCCAACGUGCAUCAGUGGCUUUUCAUACUCAGUUGUUUUUCAAAAGCAAAGGAAUAGUAAGUGAAGAAGCCUAUAUUCUGUUUGUAAGAAAGAAUGCUAUUGUGGUGUUAAUUCCAAAGUAUGGUUUAGAAGGUACAGUCUUUUUUGAAGAAAAGGACAAACCAAAGCCAAAGCUUAUUUAUGAUGAUGAGGUACCUUCCCUUAAAAUAGAGGAUACAGUGUUCCAUAUAUUUGAUAAAGUUAAAGUGAAAAUCAUGCUAGACUCAUCCAAUCUCCAGCAUCAGAAAAUCCGAAUGUCCCUGGUAGAACCACAGAUUCCAGGAAUAAGCAUUCUGGCUGAUACUCCAAACAUGGACAGUGAUGAACCAGAGAGAAAGAAAAAGAAACAUGAGAAAUAGCUAUAGUCAACAAAAAAACUUCAAAGACUGGUUUCCGUAAAACAAAACGAAAACAGAAACAACAAAAAAAAACCUGAGAGAACAUUUUUAAACCUAAGAAGUAUGUGAUACAGUUUGUUACUUUUAAAUACAUUUCAAUGGUUUUAAAAAUUUGCAUUUUUUUUAUUGAACUGUUUGUUGACCAUGUCUGUCCAUGUACUUCAUUUUGGGAUUGAACAGAACUAUUUAUGCAUAAAAAUUCAAUUGAAUAUCCAUCACUUAAAUAGUGACAAGAUAGCAACCUCAGGGAUCUGUAAAGAUCAUUUAGAUGGAGCAUUCAUCUGCUCACUAAAGGACAGAUUAACUUUAUAUAAGUAAUUUGAUUACUUGAUAUUAAUAGAAAAAACCUAUCAUUUUCCUAUGGAGGAAAGUAGAACAUUUUUAGAAGUCAGAAUCUGUUUAGAACCUGUUUCUAAAUCAUGAAAGCUAUCCAGGUUUGGUAUGGCAGUUUUUAGAUUUCAAGACAAUGACGUCAAGAUUUGUCAAGGAAUUCAGUCCUUUGCCAUCUUUAUCUAAUUUAUGUGAAUUUCCUAUAAACUUUUACCAUUAGAAGUUUCCUGCAUUCUUAUUAGUGGUCCUUGAACAGCUGUGAGUGUCUGGGAAUUGAAUGUUAUAGGAAGGCAAGUAGGAUAUUUUGAUCGACUGGAAAAAGUUUUUAAUAUCAGGUAGUAAGUAUGAUCAUCAUCAUCCUUGACCUUUAGCUCAGACCUCCCCCCAAAUAAGGCAUUAGGGGCUCAGAUAGCAAAUAGAAAUGGCACUUUAAACGUCUGCAUCAUGUUAUUUAUAAAAAGCAGGUUCAUGAGUGACUUUUAAACUAUAUAUGUAUCAGGUUCUGUGGGAACGGGGAUUGUCUAAUGACCUAUUAAAAGGAACAGAAUGAAGUAAAGAUUACAAUUUGGUGUGCCUUAUUCAACCACAAAGAUUAGUAAUGUUUAAGUAUUUUUUAAGAAUAUUUUGAUUCUUAAUUUUAUUUUACUUUGCUUAUUCAAUUUGUAAAGUACUUACAAUGUACCAGGCUUAUCACCAAGUCAAGUAAACUAUUUCUGCCUUAAAGGAGCUUGCAGUAGACUGAGAAAGGACCAGCAAAUACGUCAGCAGGUAUAACUAAGUGGGAAUAACUACCACAUGUACAUUUAGGCUGUCAAUUAUUAUUGUUCCAGUUUCCUACUGCUGAGGGAAUCAUCCAUACAUUGAGGCAGAACUUGUUUCAGUUGAACGAAGGUAACUGUGAGUGGUCUUGAGUCCAAGUAAUGGGCUAACAUCCAAGAGCAGGUGUCAGUGAGCCUUUUCUCUAAAGGACCAGCCAUGUUAGACUCUGCUAGCCAGUCUUGGCUACAACCAUAGUACUCAACUCUUAGUGUGAAAGCAGCCAUAAGACAAUACAUAAACAAGCAUGGCUAUGUUCCAACAAAACCUUAAAUUUAAAUUUUGUAACUCUCGUGUCACAAAACCCAUUUGAUUUCCACCUCCCUACCAUUUAAAAGUCCUUUGCUGACAGCCCAUGGUUUACUUGCAGCAGAAGGAAAGGGAGGCUUCUUGGUUAAGGCAAUAGCUAACCUGUCUUUCCAAGUUUCUUUUCUUGGGUCUCAGUCUAAAGCAUUAGUCCUUAUUGGGUAGUUCAAGUGACCAGAAGAAUCCUUAUCUUUACUCUAAAACCUCAUCCUAAGUAAUCUAAAAUGCUUCUAAUGUCAGUUUCUACGCUAAGCAGUAUACAUAGAAUAUUACAUUUAAAAAGCCCUGUUGGGUAAGACUAUAUCCCCUGCACCUCCCCACCAUUUAAUAGAUGAGAGGACUGAUUAAGGUUUUCUGGCCCAGAUCAAGAAGUAAGUGACAGGAGAAUUUGAAUCCAAAGUAUAAUUACUACGUCCUUGUUUCUUGUACUAUUAAAAAAAACAUAGCCAGGGAGGCUCCUACCUUUACAGCACAGCAGUUGCUAUUUAAGUUUAUAUUAAUUGUAAGCCUGUGUGAUUAAGGACUCAACUUCAUAAUGGAGUAUCUUUAGCAGUGGACCUAGUGACUAACAGCUGGGGGAGAGGAGGAGUUAAGUACACAGGAAGAAAUGGUCUUUAUAGGUUAGCAAGUUACAACGUGUAAAACAGAAAAAUGACACAAUGGUAGUAUUUAUUAUUUCCUAGGGCUGCAUAUGAAUUAUUACUCCCUUUUGAAGAUGAUUUUUAAAAGGUGGUUUAUAAAUACGAAUAUACCUUCUCUGGAGGUAAAGAAUAUUUCUGAAAAAUUUCUGUAUUACUUUUACUCCCAGCAGGAACAUAAAUUUUGAAAAAACUAGUUUUGUGUCUGCCCAACCAUAAUUUAAUAGGCCUAAAGCCCUACAGACACUCCACCAUUGCCCAGUCCCCACUGUUUUUCUUGGUUCUCCCAGGUUAUUUCUCUCCCCAGCCAAAUUUUAGCUGGAAAGGAUGUUCCCACCCUAGGGGUAGAGAUUUAUAUCCUGGGCAUCCUAUACUUACCCCACCAAUAAUAUGUGAUGUUAAGAUGCUGUUAGUACUAAUUUUCUAGUAGGUACAUUUAUUUUUUUAAAUUUUAUUUAAAUUCAGUGUGUGUAUAUAUAUAUAUAUAUCUCACUGGUUUCAGAGGUAGAAGUCAACUCAUCAGUCUUAUAUAAUACCCAGCCCUCCUUAAUGCCCAUCACCCAGUUACCCCAUUUCCACAGACCUCUCCCCUCCAGUGAUCCUCAAUUUGUUUCCCAUGAUUAAGGGUCUCUUAUGGUUUGUCUCCCCCUCUGAUUUCAUAUUAUUUCUCCCUCUCUCCCCCUAUGAUCCUGUUUUGUUUCUUAAAUUCCACAUUAUGAAGUGGGCUUAGCAUUUACAUUUUUAAAAGUAGUGAACAGUAAUGAUUGGAACCAAGAAUUUCUACACAGAAAUAAACAAAUCAAGAAUGAAAAAUUCUGGAAACCUGCUUAAAUCUCCUUCCUACCUCUUUAAGUUUUAUAGCGAAUUCAGAUUGAUUUUUCACAAAGGUUAUAUAUGUAAAUUCAUCUGUAUAUUCAUGUAUCUUUACAUAAAAUAGUAUGCUUAAUAUUCACAUGUUCUUAAGACUACUGCUAAAUUCAGUGCUGUUGGUAAGGUUUACUAAUAAGCAGGUCACUGACCCUCUGGGACAGGAGCAAAGUCCUUGCUCUCAAACUUUUUAUUGUUAAACACAUCAAUCAAGGUAAGUACAAAAAUAUUUAUUAAUGAAAAAUACAGUUGUACUUCAAUGAGUUGAAAGUUCCAGGAGCUUUUCUGUUGUUCCCAUGUCAUUAAAUUAAGCCCUUGAUUUUUCACAUUAAGGGGGGAAAGAAAGCUAAUAAGCAUGUUGGUUGAAGCAACUUUCUCCCAAUCACGAUCAUAUUAUUGAUCCUGUGUGUAAAAAAUAUGUGAGGAGCCACUGAGCGAUGGUCUUUGGUUCGGAGAGGUAUGGGCUUCUGCCUUGAGGAUUGGCUGUUUUCAUUCAACACCUCUGUGUUACAUGUUCUUCCUGUGGGGGGAAAAAUAUUUGCUGCUUGAACAGGACCAUUCAAGGGUACAACUACUAUGUUUUAAACCUGAAUGCAAAUUUCCUUAUGAAUUCUAAUAGGACAGUGAAAAUAGGGCUUUCUGUGAUCAAUAUUCUGACCAAAAAGUCCUUUUCCUGGACCCUAAUGCUUGCUUGCUUUGAAAUGAACAGCUGUAAUUCCCCGGCAAAAUGGAGGAGAGGGAAAUUAAGGUGGCCUCCAUAUUCUGUCUUAAAAUUCACUUGGAGAGAGCUAUGUUCAUUUGCACACUUGCUGGUAUUUAUUGUGUUUAUGAAUAAAUGGCAUAUCAAAAUCAAA